CUGGUGUAGCGGGUCCAGCUAGGACAUAGCCAGCGGUCAACAUAGUACCGCUCGGCAGGUUAAAUAUAUAUCUAUUUUUCCGCCAUAAAUCGUAAUGCUAUUAGUAUCGCUAAGAUAUUGUUGAUAAAUGUCUACAGCUUAAGGUAGCGGCAGUGGAGGUUCCGAGGCCGUGCUUUUUGUGGUUGAAUUGACUCUGAAGGAGAAGAUGUGCAAUGGAAUGAUAGAGUCAAUUUCAAAUGCCUUUUCGACCCACACCUUAGCUACUAAAAGGUACUUGUUGUUAAUGCUGGUACUGACUAAAGUGUCCACUGGACAAGUGUCAGGAUGUGUGAGGCCAUAUAUGGUCCAGAACAGCUGGGUAAACCUCACAGAGACCAACAGGGGCUCAUUCCCUGUGGGCACAGUUCUUCAGUACAGCUGUGACCCUGGUUACCUUCCAGAUGGACCCAGCAUCCUCACCUGCACCACACUGGGACGGUGGUCCUCCGAACCUCCUCAGUGUAUCCGCAGUGGUGCUUGUCUACCCCUCUCCAAACCUGAGAAUGGGGGUUACACCUGUCACCCAUCCCCCUGUCGACUGUUUUCGCACGGCACUAUUAUUGAGUUCCUUUGCAAUGAAGGCUUUGCUCUCAGUGGAGACUAUCCUUAUCUGACGUGUCAAGAUGGAGAGUGGGAUGGCCCCAUGGAGAUCAGUUGUGUAAGCAAAGGCUGUAUAAGACCUUCUGUGGUGCAGCAUGGUUCAACUAAUCUGACGGACACCAACAAGAGCUUGUUCCCAGUGGGUACUGUACUACAGUACAGCUGUGACCCUGGUUACUUCUUAGCUGGACGCAGCAUCCUCACCUGCACCUCAGUGGGAGACUGGUCCUCUUCACCUCCUCGCUGCAUACGCAGUGAUGUAUGCCAGCCUCCAUAUCAGCCAGAAAAUGGCGGCUACACUUGCCAUCCCUCCCCAUGCAGACGAUUUUCUCAUGGCACUAUGAUACAGUACUUCUGUGAUGAAGGUUACAUUUUGAAAGGAGACUAUAAGUUCCGCAACUGUCGCUUUGGAAAAUGGGACAACCAAAUGCCAAUCAGCUGCGUCCUUGAACAAGGCUGUGUAAGACCCUCCAUGGUGCAGUAUGGCACAACUAAUCUGACAGACAGUAACAUGAGCUUGUUUCCAGUGGGCACAGUACUACAGUACAACUGUGACAGUGGUUAUCUGUUAGAGGGGCCCAGCAUCCUCACCUGUACUACACUGGGACACUGGUCUUCUGAACCUCCUCGCUGUUUACGCAGUGAUGUAUGUCAGUCUCCAUAUCAGCCAGACAACGGAGGCUACACAUGCCACCCCUCCCCAUGCCGAAGACUCUCUCACGGCACUGUGAUUGAAUAUUUCUGUGAUGAAGGCUAUGUUCUGAAGGGAGACUAUAAAUACCUUACCUGUCAGUAUGGGGUAUGGGACAGCCAAAUGAAGCUGAGCUGUGUCAGGGAGCAGGGUAAAGACCAGAUGACACGUUACCAAAAUCCAUCAUUGCCUUUGGGGAUGCCUGCAUUGUCAAUAGUUGCUUCCACAGCCAGCUCAGUGGCUCUCAUUCUGCUCCUUGUUGUGCUGUUUGUACUUGUGCAGCCAAAACUCAAGGGCCUCCAUCGACGUGAUCAGGGGGUGUCUGGGCAGCCUGUGUCACUCAUGGUGGAAGGAGUCCAGGUGAUGCUACCCUCCUAUGAGGAGGCUGUAAGCAACAGUGGAGCCUCAACACUCAGCUCUGAGUCCCGAGUCCAGAUUGUGCUGUCUGAGGGUCAGCAUGCUACAGCACCAGAGGCUGGCCCCCCAAGGCCCUCUUCCCUUAAACAGCAGCAGUCAGAGAUGGCUGUGGUCCACCCUUUGCCACCAUCUUCAUCUUCCUCGUCACCCUCUUCAUCUGCCUGGGUUCUGGAACAUGCAGGUGCUGGCGGAGAGAUUUCCUCCUCACAUAGAAGGCCAUCUGCAGGUAGUGACGAGCAAAGUCUGUCUCUAGACUCUGAAAUGGACUACUCUGAUGAUAUGCCAUUACUGAAGGAGGCCUGAAACAUGCAGCAGCAUUAGGAUUAACCAGAGACAAACCAGCUUGCUACUGACCUGUACUGGUGAGCAGGAGAUCGUCAGCAUAGAUGAGGUCAGCUUCUCUAAUAAGGCUGGGAUUCACUCUCCCAGAAGAGAGAUUCACAUGUACAUACAUGCUUACAUUUUUAUAGGCAUUCCCACGGUAUGUGUGUUUGUCUAAUAUCUGAAACUCAGUUUGAAAAUGUGUAACAAUUCAGAGAAACAGGCAGUUUGACAGAAUGUGUCUUAAAAAAAGGGACUAAUACGUUUCAGGUUAAUCCAUUUUGGGAACUAACACUCGUGUGUACCUUUCUUUACCCACGCGCCUCAUCACUUAAAACCCACAUUUGCAAACAAGCAUGAAGGCCAUGAAACCAUAUUGUUUUCAAGUUAUAAACAUGACAUUGUCUUCAAAGAUUUUUGUGCUUUCCAAUCAUCAAUUACUCAUGGCUCAUGUCAUUCUGCAUCACUGUGUAUGAUAAGUCUGCUUUUCCCCCCAGGAGGGCCUGAAUUCAACAUAUUUAAUUUCUCCAAAUAUAUUUUCCUAUUCAUUCUCAACCCCUUCCCCAAUGGCCUUAGCUUCCCACUUCUAUGCACCUGUAUCUAUAAUAUGUGAAAUAAGGAAUUUUAAAAAUGAAUGUCAGUUAACUGCCUCCACCGCUUAGUGGUAAUAUGCGUGGCUUUGUCAAACACAUCACUUGUACACCAGAAAAUAUUAUCCUGUUAAUUUAUUGAGGCUGUUGGGAAAUUGUUGUUUGAACUCUAAAUGUGUAUGUAAUUUAUUUGUGCCCAGAAUGCUGUUGAUCAGCCAUGGCUUGUUUUGAUUUCGCCACCACUCAUGGAAAAGAUUUAAAGUGGGUCUUUUCAUGUUGCAGUUUUGAUUUUAAUUCUGCUUCAGGCACAUUACAUGUGACACUGUUAAAGUGGUUGGGACGCUCCAUCACCAAAAAGAGUUAUUUGUACAGAUUAGUGUAAUGUCAGUGUUCACUUUAUGCGACUGUUCAUUAAGUUUACUUUUGGACUGAGGUAUGAAUCCUUUUUGUUUGUUUGUUGGUUAAGAUGGUAUUUUAUUGUAUGUACAAAGUUUGAAGUUAUGUUUAUUCUGUAUAUAUCAGGAUCAUUUUGAUUAAAUAUUAUUUGAUGUG
Melanotaenia boesemani (Boeseman's rainbowfish) is the source of this 3210-nucleotide messenger RNA. Its product is annotated as sushi domain-containing protein 4-like. NCBI's taxonomy places the organism in Eukaryota, Metazoa, Chordata, Actinopteri, Atheriniformes, Melanotaeniidae. The transcript is spliced from 11 exons. The coding region runs from base 206 to 2050 and encodes 614 amino acids. The record is from RefSeq and is a predicted model, not a curated record.